CGUUUUUUAAAUUUUUAAUGGAUGGAAUUAAAUUUAAAAAGAAUAUCAAUUCAAUAUUACAACCUCAAAAGCGUUUUGUUUGUCGUUAGUUUUCCAUGGGAACUCGAAGAUCUAGCUAGAAGCCAAAACAAAAAGUCUUCAACGAUGGCGAUCCUAUACGCUUUGGUGGCCAGGGGCACGGUGGUGCUGGCGGAGUUCAGCGCCGUCACCGGCAACACAGGCGCCGUCGCCCGCCGUAUAAUCGAGAAGCUUCCGGAGGAGUCCGACUCCCGCCUUUGCUUCUCUCAGGAUCGCUACAUCUUUCACAUACUCCGAUCCGAUGGCCUCACCUACCUCUGUAUGGCCAACGACACCUUCGGAAGGAGAAUUCCUUUCUCAUACUUAGAAGAUAUCCAAAUGAGGUUUAUGAAGAACUACGGUAGAGUUGCCAAUUAUUCACCAGCUUAUGCAAUGAAUGAUGAGUUUUCAAGGGUUUUGCAUCAGCAAAUGGAAUUUUUCUCUAGUAAUCCUAGUGUUGAUGCCCUAAAUCGUGUGAGGGGUGAAGUUAGUGAGAUACGCACUAUCAUGGUGGACAAUAUUGAGAAAAUAUUGGAGAGAGGUGACCGGAUUGAGCUUCUCGUUGAUAAGACAGCAACAAUGCAAGACAAUUCAUUUCACUUUAGGAAACAGUCAAAGCGCCUUCGAAGAGCGCUAUGGAUGAAAAAUUUCAAGCUCCUCGCAUUAUUGACAUGCUUGAUUGUUCUCAUUCUUUACUUCAUAAUCGCUGCUUGUUGCGGAGGCAUCACUCUACCAUCCUGCAGAUCCUAAUUGUCACUCCUUGCUGGUUUAUAUAUUUUCCAAGUUCUGCAACAAUCAAGAUGAUUCCUGUCAAUAUGUACAUUGGAGGGCUCUUCAGUAUUACAGAAUCAAAUUAAGAGCUGAGUGGGAAAAUUUGGUAAAGGGUCCAAAAACAGUCACGUAUUUAUUGCUUUGUUCUUUAUUCUGUAUUAUAAAAGUACGCUGGAGCCUGGUAAGGUGCUAUUCUAUGAUUAUUGAGCAUCCUUUUGUAAAUGUGAUUUUUGUACUAUCUUUAAUAAUCUAGGUUUAAAUUAUUAUA
Messenger RNA from Lotus japonicus, 1096 nucleotides. Its product is annotated as vesicle-associated membrane protein 714. Lineage: Eukaryota; Viridiplantae; Streptophyta; Magnoliopsida; Fabales; Fabaceae. Gene Ontology annotation, cellular component: membrane. The transcript has 4 exons. Gene Ontology annotation, biological process: vesicle-mediated transport. Bases 22 to 807 code for a protein of 261 amino acids. The record is from RefSeq and is a predicted model, not a curated record.